GUUCUGUCCGCUGCUUUCGGCUCCUUGUACGUUCGGCGGGGCUCUGCGCUCAUGUCUCCCCGGCUCCUGAGGUUCGUUUUCGGCUCGAGCUCCGCGGUUCUCUGACCAUCUCCUCUCGGUGUGUUUUUCCUCUGAUAGCGGCGAUGCUCCGGCUCUGGUUCGGAGCGGCGGCGGUCCUUUGGUUGGUGCCCGGGUCCCUGGGAAGCGCAGCCCGGCUAUACACGGAGGAGGACCCGCUGGUGAUCCUGAGCAGCGGCAGCUUGAAGUCCGCCGUCACCAACUCCUCCUCGGCCUGGCUCAUCCAGUUCUUCUCGUCCUGGUGCGGACACUGUAUCCAGUACUCCAGCACGUGGAAGGCUCUGGCCCAGGACGUGAAAGACUGGCAGGAUGCCAUCAGUGUGGGCGUGUUGGAUUGCGCUCAAGAGGAAAACUUUGACGUCUGUAAGGACUACAGCAUCAAGUUCUACCCCACCUUCAAGUUCUUCCGGGCCCACAGUCCACCGACGGACCGAGGGACAACCUACAGAGGUGCAGACCGAUCGAUCCCGUCUGUCCGUCAGCUGAUGGUGAACAUCCUGCAGAACCACACUAAACUGGACCGGCCCGAGCACUGCCCCCCAUUAGAGCCCUACAGCUCUGCUCAGCUGCUCCCUCUGCUGGGUCAGAGGUCAGAUCACUACACGGCCAUCAUUGUGGAGGAGCCAGAUUCAUACGUUGGACGAGAGGUGAUCCUGGACCUGCUGCAGUACUCAGGUGUGCAGGUGAAGAGAGUUCUGAGCUCUGAUCGGCCCCUGCUGGACACUCUGAAGAUCACAGCUUUCCCUUCCAUCUACCUGCUUCAUCCCAAUGGGACACACGGACACCUGCACAGUGAGAAGCUGCUGCGUUUCUUCUUCUCGUCCUUGUUGAGGACGUUACCUGGAGUCCAGCGGUGGUCGAAGUCAGGCAGCAGCAGUUCCAGUGCGGGCCAGAUGAGGGUGCUGCCGGACAAGCAGAAUACAGAACCGUGGAGGGACUUCGACAGGUCCAAGGUGUACACGGCUGACCUGGAGUCAGCCCUCCACUACCUUCUGAGAGUCGAGCUGGCUACCCACAAUACACUGGAGGGGGAGGAGCUAAAGAUCUUCAAGGACUUGGUCACUUUAGUGGCAAAGCUCUAUCCAGGUGGGGGCUCUGUGGUGAAGCUGAUGGAGACUCUCUCUGAUUGGCUGCUCAGUAUGCCACUGCAGCGAAUCCCCUAUCAGGCCGUCCUGGACCUGGUGGAUAACAAGAUGAGGAUCUCAGGUGUGUUCCUAGGGGCGGAGCUUCGUUGGGUGGGUUGUCAGGGCAGCAGGGAGGGGCUCAGAGGUUACCCGUGUUCCCUCUGGACUCUGUUCCAUGUUCUGACUGUCCAGCAUGAUGCCAAUCCCACCGCACUGGAGAACACAGGUCUGGAGGGCGAGGCGGUGCCGGUGCUGCAGGUGAUGCGCCGCUACAUCCGGACGUUUUUCGGCUGCCAGGAGUGUGGCCGACACUUCGAACAGGCGGCGGCGGCCAGCAUGGACACCGCACAGAACCGAGAGCAGCAGAUCCUGUGGCUGUGGCAGCAACACAACCGGGUCAACAUGAGGCUGGCUGGAUCUCUGAGCGAUGACCCCCUCUUCCCUAAAGCUCCGUGGCCGAGCCCCUCCCUGUGUGCUUCCUGCCAUGAGGAGAAAAAUGGCGUCCACGUCUGGAACCAAGACAACGUCCUCCGCUUCCUCCGACAUCACUACAGCGCCUCCAACCUGUCCCCCAAGUACUCCGUGACUCCCCCACAACUCCCCGCUCCUCUGGUUCCUGACCCUGCAGGGACGAGCCGGCCUCGGGAGGAGCACAGGGGAGCCGCGAGGAGCGAUACGGAGAAGAAAGCCUCCACCCGGACUCCUCGUCCGGGACACCAGGCUGUGAAAGGGAAGGAGAGAGGGGAGGUGGUAGGUAUGGGAGGUGGAGUCUGGAUUCUGGGUCUGGGUUUUAACAGCGUGGACAUGAGUCUGUGUGUGGUGCUGUACGUCUGCUCCUGCCUCUUUCUUAUGCUCCUCUGCUUCUUCUUCAAAGUGCGAUCCAGGAGGUGGAAGCUCCGACACUCCCGCCUCCAUGUCUGACCCAGCCCGGAUACAGGCAGGUUAAACAGGACCAGAGCUGGUUCAGGUUCAGGGCUGGUACGGAACUCUUCAAGAUCUAAGACGUCAAUGAUUCUGUCUCUCUUCAGGUGGUUUUCACAAAUUGAUGGAUCACUGAAUCAGUGAUCCAUCAAUUGUGUGAUCGGUGAUGAUAGCUGCAGUUUAAACCUGCAGCAGCUAUAGAAAUGAAUUUUUGGUCUGUGAAUCCAGGGAAUAGAAACCUGAGUGGAAAGCUGCUUAAUUCUGGUCUGAUUCUCUGUGCAGCUAAAUGUCUGAAAACAUUUGAACCAUGAAAAAGGAGCUGCAGGAAGCUCGAGCUGUUUGCUGUCAGUCUGACUCCUUAUUUCUCCGACCUCUGUGAUGGAGGUAGAGAACGCACGAACAGCAAAUACAGCAAGCUGAAAUGAAGUGGAAUGAUCCUUUAAAUUCCACCAGAGGUUUUGAAGUUUGUUUUCAAGCCUAAGGUGACUGGAUGUAAUUUGUAGCUGCAAAAUUUGAUUAAAUUGAGAUAUUUUUUUAAUGAACUUCUAAUCUGUAACACCCACAGACUGUAUAUAGAGAUGGCCAUAUCUUCCAGGUCGGAAAAGGUAAAGCCUUAAACCUGCAUUCUUUGUAAUGUCCAAUAGGGGGCGACUCCUCUGGUUGUAAAAAGAAGGCUGACUGUUUAGAAGCUGUUGAGAAAAUAAAGCACCUCCUCCUCUCGCCCCACUAAGGAUCUCAGUUUCCCCUCAAGCAUAUAGUUUCACCCCCAGAGAAACCAGUUUCCCUCAGUUGACAUGUCUGCUUUCACAAAGCUAAAAUGGCGAUGGUGAACAUGCUCAGCUCCAGAGUGAUGUCACAGUAGCUGUGUCCAUCUUUUUUAUACAGUCUGCUGUCUUGUUCUGAGACCAGCAGCUGAAACGUUUACUGUCCCUGGAAAAACUGAUACUGGAUCCCAGUGAGUAAAAAUUCCGUUAUUAUUAAACUGAUAUUUUUGUUUAUAUUGAACGAGUUAAUGAAGUUUUCCUUAUUUAUAAACUUUUCAGCAGUUUAUUUCACCCGCUCGUUAACAGCGUUCGGUGCUUCAUUUGGGGUUUUAGUGUCAAACGAGUCAGCUCCACUGGACCUUUAUUCCAGCAGCCGCUGAGAAUCUGUCCUUACAGAACCGCCAGAUUAGUCAGACACAAGGAAAGAUCUCCAAAGCUCACAAAAACAAAAAAAAAAA
Archocentrus centrarchus (flier cichlid) is the source of this 3345-nucleotide messenger RNA. It is a transcript of the gene qsox2, whose product is annotated as quiescin Q6 sulfhydryl oxidase 2. Gene Ontology annotation, biological process: protein folding. Gene Ontology annotation, molecular function: protein disulfide isomerase activity; flavin-dependent sulfhydryl oxidase activity. Gene Ontology annotation, cellular component: Golgi membrane. The record is from RefSeq and is a predicted model, not a curated record. The coding region runs from base 144 to 2123 and encodes 659 amino acids. Lineage: Eukaryota; Metazoa; Chordata; Actinopteri; Cichliformes; Cichlidae. The transcript has 12 exons.